AACACACAUUAAAGAUUACUGAAUCAAGGUUUUCGCGUACCUGUGUGCUAUUUUUUUUGUUAUUCUCUUCUUUUGCGUAUUGCAUGCAAUUCUAAAGACCUUGAUGGAUCAGGUGAAGCAACCAGUGUGUUCUGUCUUUGUUAUAUGCUUGUUCCAGGGAUUGAAUAUUGGACUGAACCCAAACUAACCCAUUUCUUUCUCUUAAAACAUCUCUCACUUACCUCUAGAUUGAGACCUGGGCUUAGUGGACUUCGUCCACGCCCGACACUCGUACAUAUUCCCUUCUUUUACCCUCUCUCGUAAAAGCAGCGGAGAUUCUCAACGGCCUGAUACAGACACGUAGAGCUAUCAUACAUCUGAAACGCUCUCUAUCUCGAUACCUGCAUGCAUCAAGCCCAUCAGUACAAAAGCCCAAGUAAACCCAGAAUCUUGAUUAACUGAAAAAUGGAUUUAUAAAUCAGCACCGGAAAGAAGAGCAUAUAGAUUUAGUGAUGCAGCAAGAUAGAGGAGGAGGAAGCGAACAAGGCAUGAAGCAGAACCAACAGCAAAAUCAGAGAUUGAAGGCUUUGACAGGCGAGAGUCAACAGCAACACCAGAACCCACCUCAAAAGUGUCCUCGUUGUGAAUCUCUUAAUACCAAGUUUUGUUACUACAACAAUUACAGUCUGUCGCAGCCUCGUUAUUUCUGCAAGACUUGUAAAAGGUAUUGGACUCAAGGUGGAACCCUAAGGAACGUGCCCGUGGGAGGUGGUUGCAGGAAAGGAAAGCGAACAAAAGUUUCUCCUUCCGGUGAAAACUCAAGGUCCCAUCCACAGCACAACUUGACAUCAUCGCAAAGUAUGAUCUCUUCUAAUCCUAUGCUCAGCGUAAGUGCUGCUUUGACAACCAAGGAAUCUGGUGGUUUGGCUUCUUCGUCUGCUAUUUCUUCAGUGGGAUCGUAUUACCCUGGUGCUGGGUUCUUGUCUUCUUUGGCCGCAAUUCAGUCGAUGAACCAACCGCAACCUUUUAAUCAACCUCUCAAUCAGGACUUGGGUGGUUCUUCAAAUUUGGGUUUGUUGCAGGGAUAUGGUGUCGCUUCUUUUGGGUCACAACAGCAUCAACCAAUUCAUCAAACCCAAUUCUUUCCUAUGGAUGACAGAGAUCAAAGUACUGUAAACAUGAGCCCAUCUGUUCAAGAAAGGUUGGUUCAGUCUAACAGGCUUGCUGCAGGUAACUCCUCUCAGCAGAAUUGGCAUCAAAGUUUCGUCAACAACAGUAACCCUACUGUCUCUGAAUUGGCGAUGUGGAGUAUCAACAACAGCAGCAGCAGCACAAGCAGCCCUGGGAACAUAAACACCAACACAACGGGUUUUUCUCUGAAUCCAAAUCAAUGGACUGAUUUUCCAGGUUAUGGCGCUCCUCCAUAGUGCGAACGUCCAAAGGUAGACAUCUUAAUAACUCUAAAAUGGAGUUCGGGGAGAAUCUUGUGAUGUGGGUUUUGAUUUCUGUAAACGAAAG
Messenger RNA from Hibiscus syriacus, 1497 nucleotides. Its product is annotated as dof zinc finger protein DOF5.6-like. Gene Ontology annotation, molecular function: DNA-binding transcription factor activity; DNA binding. The record is from RefSeq and is a predicted model, not a curated record. Lineage: Eukaryota; Viridiplantae; Streptophyta; Magnoliopsida; Malvales; Malvaceae. Gene Ontology annotation, biological process: regulation of DNA-templated transcription. Bases 492 to 1406 code for a protein of 304 amino acids. The transcript has 2 exons.